This is a messenger RNA of Zophobas morio, 909 nucleotides long. RefSeq names its product UPF0488 protein CG14286. The transcript has 3 exons. The coding region runs from base 246 to 833 and encodes 195 amino acids. Lineage: Eukaryota; Metazoa; Arthropoda; Insecta; Coleoptera; Tenebrionidae. The record is from RefSeq and is a predicted model, not a curated record.
CAUGCGCACGCGGGCCUUUCAGUAUAUUUGAGGUUAUCUUGUGAGUUGGGGUGUUUUUGUAGUUAGUAAAAAGGUUUCUAAAUUUCAUAAUAAACAAAGAAUGCUCGAUAGUUAGUAGCACAGAGUUGCUAUUACCAAUCAUUGAAUAAGCAAGCAGUUUGGACCUAUAUUGUUUGUACUUAAUGAAAAUACGGCCCACUACCAUAAAUUAUAUCUAUUAAAAUAGUAAAAAAUUGUAAAUCGCAAUGCCAAUGAAACCGAAGUUACCCAAACUUAAUAAAUCAAAUGGCAAGAAUGAAUUGAUCUUAUCAAGAGCAAAAAAAGAUGAUACAGGAUCAAGUACCGAAUCUGCUGAUCGAAGCCACAACGAUAAUGUAGAAAUUCAAGAGCAGUUUGAAUUAGAGUUGUGUUGGUGUAUACAGCAGCUACAAAGAUCCUUAAAUUCUGGUAAAUUAAAUCAGAAACAAGUGCAAGAACACACAAAAGUUCUAAACUCGUUAAUGAGUAAUUCUACGCCCUUCAUCAAAAAGCGACAGUUAAUGAGACUAACAUUUGGUGAUUACAGAACUAAGAUGACUGAAGAAAGUAGGAAAUUAUCAAAAGGCAUUAAUAUGAAAAUAUCAUCUUCGUCUCCGUGCAAAAAAUCCAAAUUCGUUAAGAAAUCAUUACUAUUGUCGAAUUCAGACAACGAUUUUAAAUUUAACUUUCCUGUAGAAAAUACGGAAAGCGAUUUAUCCAACGAAAUGUCUAAAGUAAAAAUUAAUUCCAAACCAUUUCACUUUAUAACAUCAAGUAAUGAUUUUCGAUUUAAUUUUAGUGCAGGUGAAAAUUGAUUUACACUGUGUAUUUUUUGUUAAUAUUAACUAUGUGAGAACCAAUAAAUUUGUAAUAAAACAUUUUUGAUUUUGA